Trichogramma pretiosum is the source of this 1615-nucleotide messenger RNA. Its product is annotated as WASH complex subunit 1. The record is from RefSeq and is a predicted model, not a curated record. The transcript has 4 exons. Bases 216 to 1601 code for a protein of 461 amino acids. Lineage: Eukaryota; Metazoa; Arthropoda; Insecta; Hymenoptera; Trichogrammatidae. Gene Ontology annotation, biological process: endocytic recycling; Arp2/3 complex-mediated actin nucleation; exocytosis. Gene Ontology annotation, cellular component: WASH complex; early endosome; recycling endosome. Gene Ontology annotation, molecular function: actin binding; alpha-tubulin binding; gamma-tubulin binding.
UAGGUAUUGGAGUAUGUUAUGUAUGUAUGAAAACUGAAAGAUCAAUGACAUAAGGAAAGAAACCUUAACCUCGUACCGAUCAAAUUCUGUUUAUUUGCUAAAUUAUUAUUUCAUUGAAUGUUAAUAAUAUAGUAAAUAUGAAAAGGCAACAAUAAUUUGAUAUUAAAAUUAAAAAAUAAAAAUUCAAAAAAAUUAAAACACUACAUUUUAGUAAAAUGCCUGAAAGAAUUGAGAUAUCUGUAAUUCCUCAAGAUUUGAGGCAUGAAGAAACUAUUGUACAGAUUGCUGAAGUUCUUGAUGAUUUGAAUUUUGCAGUAACUCAUAUUUUUGAUUCAUUAAAUCAGAGAAUUAACAAAAAUAUCAGCAGACUUUCAGAUAUAAAAUCAAGAGCUACGACUGUACAAGGAAAGUUACAAUAUAUGAAAAAUAAUCUUAAUAAGACAGCUAUCAAAUUAUAUUCUGCAUCAAAAUAUCCUGCUGCUCAUGUAUACAAAGAUUAUAACUUAGCUGUACAACCAAAAUCUAGGAAAGAACCUAAUAAAUAUGAAGCUUAUAAAAGUCCUGUACCAAUCUCUGAUACACCAACGACUAUGCACAGAAAGGAAGAAAAUUUGCAUUAUUCAAAUAGCAGUAAAAAUGAAAAAUUACAAUUUUAUUUUGUAAAAUCAAAACUUUUAAAAGACACAAAAAAUGACAAUUCAUCAAAACCCAAAGUGACCUCAGUCGAUUCUUUAUUGAUUUUUAAUGAACAAGAUACAAAAAGUCAAAAUGACACACAGUCAAUAAGUAAUGAUAACCAAAUUGAAGAUGCUCCAGAUUCUAUUUCUCAACCUUGGCAUGCAUCAGAAUUAGAAUCUUCAUCCUCUUAUUUAUAUACUCCAACAGUAGGAGAGGUACCACAUUUAGAUAUACCUUUGACACUGCCCGAUUUACCAGGUAUUGUCGAUGAUGAGCAAUUUAUGCUUGACUCAAAUAUCUCAAGUUUAAUAGAAUCUCCAUCAAUAAAAGGGAAAAAUGUAUCAACUAUAAAUGAAGAGUCAAAAGAAGCAGAUAAAACUUCUCUAAACCAAAAUGAUCCUUCAACUGCACCUUCAUCGACCAAUGAACCUUCAAUUCCAAUUGUAACAGAAUCUACCUUGCAUAAUUUACCAAAAUUACCAAGUCUGCCUGCUAAAAUUGUACCACCUCCUCCACCACCACCUCCACCACCUCCUCCUCCAUUAACAUCGUCAGAUGAAGAAGAAGAGACAAUUUCAAAGAAAAAGCCAAAAAAAGUUUCAACUCCAAUAGCUUCAGCAGAUGAUCGAAGCAAUUUAAUGGCAGCAAUUCGCAACGCUGGUGGAAGAUCAAAACUAAAACCGAUAGACUCUGCAGAUAAGUCAAAAGACCGUUGGGCUUCUGCAUCAGUUGAGGGUGAUUUGAUGGCUGAUUUACACGCCACUUUAGCUUUAAGGCGUAAAGGUAUUGCAAAUUCAUCUAGUAAUGUUUUAUCAAGACUUUCAAGCAUGAUUCCACCUCCUCCAAAACCUAAUGAAGCAUCUGCAUCGGAUAGAAAUUCAGCUACUAGUGAAUCUCAAGAUGAUGAAGCUUGGGAAGAAUAAAUGAAUAUUGAUAU